Molecule: messenger RNA, 2656 nt
Organism: Ornithodoros turicata
Lineage: Eukaryota; Metazoa; Arthropoda; Arachnida; Ixodida; Argasidae
Exons: 10
Coding region: 195-575 (126 amino acids)
Source: RefSeq, a predicted model, not a curated record
CUUCUUCGUUGCACGCUUUUCCGAGGUGAGUUUGGGGGACCUGCCGGGAACAUUCCCUCUUUCAGGGGAUCACUUAACACCUCCAAAGUGACUUCCGGUGCACGUUCCCGGGUGCACCGGGUGCACCCUGCGCGCCCCUACUUCGGAGCCGGAGAACGCUGGGGACGAGCGGGGCCAGUUCCGGAACGUGACGCAUGUUCCGGUGUACUGCCGUACUGCCUUUCAAAAUGGCGCAACCGUUGCAACCGCCCACGCUGUUUGUGUUUUCCGAGUCAUCCGAUAUCGGCGGAACAUCAGGGUACGCACUAGCGUCUGUUGAGCGCGAAGAUGGAUCAGUGGUACUGCUCCACAACAGCAGCAGGAGUACGGGGGCGGCCACACCAGCAGGAACUAGCUUGCUUCGUCCCAUCAGCGAAAGACUGACAGAUGUAGGUCUGCAAAACAGCUUCAGAGCCUCACAAUGCGCUGGGCAAACGCUGCCUACAAGUGCAUGUUUCUCAUCAACGACGGCGUGGAGCCUCUUGGCACAGCCAGAAGCCCAAGUUAGCGCACGUAUGGUAUACGUGCCUUAUUGAACACACGGUGAAGAAGGAGCUAACACUAACCAUGAGCAUCUAUCUGGUGAAGAAGGCCCAGGGUGGACACCGCGAAGCACUCUCCUCCUAAUCUCACUUUACGGAAAAUUUAAAGAUGAUUUUGAUGACAGACGUCAGAAGAAGAAGCAUGUUUGGAGAAAGUUGGCUGAUGCAUUCAAGCAGCACGGCACUACAAAGUCAGCAGAAGAGCUGGAAGAAAAAUUCAAAGGUCUAAAACGAACCUACACAAAACAUAAAUCAAACCGGAGAGCAACAGGGAGAGGGCGAAAGGAGUGGAUUUUUUUUCAAGCCAUGGACGAUAUUCUGCGAAAUACUGCAGCAUACACAGCCCCCGUGGUAGUGUCAGGGGGAACGGAGGCAGUACAACGAGAAGUUGGAACAGAGGAAGAGCCAGCCCAAAGCAGUGAUGUGGAACACCAGCAGUUCAUGCCGGAGCCCAGCACAUCACAACAAGAGACAGCAGCAGGUGCCUCACAAGUACGGAGACCGCGGCGUAAUGCAACACUCCUGAAUGACAUUUUGAAAAAAAUUGAUGAAUGGAAGGCAGAGGAUAGGGAAAGAUACAGGCAACUGCUAAAGUUACAACGCCAGAAGCUUCGCCUUCUCAAAGAACUAGUUCAACAUGUUCGUGCUGGUGCCACACAGUGACGUAACCUUAACGUAGGUGUAGUCAACUAGUAAGUUGCAGCAGACUCUCGUUAAUACAAACUGAUAAUUGAAACACUUGGUUAAUUGAAGUUAAUCUAAAUUUUUUUUUUAAAUAUGGAAGUCGUUCAAAAAAGCCAAACAGUGGCAGGAUUUGAACCACGCAUGUCUUGACUGCCAAUCAAGAGGUGCAUGGUUCAAAUCCUGCCGCUGUCUGGCUUUUUCGAUGACUUCCAUAUUUGAACUGUUCAUGUUCUAAGGUGUUGAGGCUAGUGUUGUGUUUGUCUGUUUGUGUGUUCCAGCCUCAGAACAGUUAUUUUCCACUGAUUUUUUUAUUUGGCCUGCUAUACGGGGUGUUGACUUUACCAGGAACCGCAUUUUUAUUACACAGCUUUGAAACUACUUAGAUGCAGAUUUCGCGGGUGGGUUAUAUAGUCUAGUGGACAACUCAUGAGGGAUAUUUUGUAAUGUAGUAGUAAGUUUUUUGUGACUAAUUUGCAUAAGUAUUCCAGAUACAAGAAGGAACGUUUUAGUUAUGGCUGCUGUCCUUGUUACAGCACUAGUAUGCCUCUGUGACAUAAUUUUCUCUUGUAGCAUAUCACGGACGAGGACACCAGCAACUUGGUGUCAGGGUACAAGUUGCUUAAACAGUGUUUUCCGCGAGGGAUGUUAAAUACGGGAUGCCGUGUGUUGAGAUUUCAGUGCACGUUAAGAACCUCCAGGACGGAAAAAUUAAUGAACAAACCGACCAAAGUGGCGUCGCUCCGGAUCAUAGUCGUCUUGCAAUGCAAAGUCACAAAAUAUUGAAAUCUUCUAGCAUAUAUUUGCACGAGUGUUUGAAUUAAUGAGAGUCUGCUGCUUAGUUUCCUAGUUGGGACUUUUCGAAAGGGCUUUCCUAAAGUGGUUGUUUUGUGACUGACAAAGCGUGUGAGCAACGCAGCAUGUGCGAGGAUAGCAGUUUAUAAAUAUAACGACUUUAUUAACUAGCACAACAUGCAUACACUGAAGAGAGUUGAAAUGUAUUCAGUCUUUACACACAGUUGUGUGUUCUCACAUUGUCCGUGCUGACUUUUCUACCGAUGCUUGUCAUUGUUCAUUUUUUUCAUGUUCAUUGUUCAUUUGUCAUUUUUUUCGUUGCACUAUUUUGUAACAUGUUCACAACACUCCUGAGGAUGUUCCUGUAGCACGGAUAGAAAAGUUAUUGGAGUUUUUUUUAAAGUAAACAUAAACUGCCCCAUGAGAGUUGCACGUGGUUUGUGGAAGUUCCAAGAUAACGGUUGUGAUAUAGCUGUGAUACAUUCAUUUAAGUAUACCUGCUUUUUCUUAUCUAUUUUUUUAUAGUGCAAUGCACAUUCACAGUGUGAUGUAUUUGAGUAAUUGUUGGUAGCUCAAACAAAUAAAUUAAUUUACAGUGC